AGCAACGGACGCGAUAUGGAGAGCCAUCGGAAAAAGCGUCACGACAAAUAUGGCGCAGUUGGAGAACCCGACGCUCCUGUUAGAAAAUGUAAGAAAAAAAACGAAAAAUUGGAUACGGUCCUAAAAGAGCUUGCUGAGUUAAAGUCUAGCAACGUAGAGUUGAAUAAUGAAUUGAGUAAAGCACGUGAAACAAUUUUAUCGCUUCAAACAAGUUUGAAUACACCAAGAAGCAUAAGCAGCGAGAUAAAUAGUGUAGAUUUCAUAGACGAUGUUGGCCCAACCAGUACACAGUGGCAAGGUACCAAGGGCAGUGCAGAAAUGACACGAUUCAUGUCGUCGGUGAAGCAGAUGUCUGUUUCCGCGAUUACCGUUCCAGAAUGCAAGCCGUCCUGCGACGGUGAUGUAAUCGGUAGGCACGAUUUCGAAAUAUGGAAAGAUUUAUUGAUAGAUACAAUGAAAUUAGCGGCAGUCGUUGAUGAAGCCACUCAGUUUACUGUGUUUAAAGUUAAAGCAGGCCAACGGCUCCUGGACAUAUUCAGGAAUACAAAGUCGACUCCAGACGCACCGAAUCAGGAUACUCAUCCUUUUUCAAACGCUUUAUGGCGCUUAAAAACAUAUUUCGGAUCAGGCUCGGACUAAUGCUUCAGCGUCGGAAGCUAAACCUUAUGAACCAGAAACCUGAGGAAACGGACCUUGCGUUUCUCAUGCGAGUAGGAGUAACAGCGCGUUUGUGCGAGUUUAGCGAGAGUAAGGAACUUGAGGAAAUUGUAUCCUGUGUAGCAGAACAUUCGAGAUGUCGCGAAGUUCGCACGAUGGCACUUAAAAUGCUUAGCCGCAAAGGCUCUUUUGCAGAGCUUGUUGACAAAGUCCGAGAAA
Molecule: messenger RNA, 876 nt
Organism: Wyeomyia smithii (pitcher-plant mosquito)
Lineage: Eukaryota; Metazoa; Arthropoda; Insecta; Diptera; Culicidae
Exons: 2
Coding region: 16-639 (207 amino acids)
Source: RefSeq, a predicted model, not a curated record